GCGUCUCCACCACUCGUCACCUCGGGCUUGUUUUACUUGCACUUGCCGCUAGUGUCACUGUCCUCGGAAUAUUGAUAAUUUCGCAUUAGCAUAAUUCGUAGAGACUUAUUGUUGAUUGUGUGAUAGACUUGUGGUGAGCUGUGAGUGCGAUUGUGGUCAGAGCUGUUGGAGACAUGGAUCUCACUCAGCGAGCCCGGCCGGCGGCACUGCAGUACCCGGCGCGGCGCCUGCGCAGCGUGCUGCUGGCCGCGCUGCGACCCGCGCCCCCCGCGACCCCCGCGCUCCCCGCCGAGCCCCCUGCGCCCCCCACGCCGGCGCCCACCGCGCAGCUUCGGAUACGAUAUGUGUCGGCGCGGGGCGACGUCGCCCAGUACUACAACACGCAGAUGUGCCUGGACCUCAGCGGUGAGUGCGAGGACUCCUACGCGCUGCACCGCGCGCUCUCACAGCGGCACGAAGAGGCGGGCGAGCUGCUGAAGUCACCGUCGCCGCCGCCCAGCCACGACGGGUCAGCGAGCGGGGACGCGUCCGGCAGCGGCGACGAGCUGCCCCCCCGCGCGCCGCCCGCGCCCCGCGCCUCGCCCCCGCCCGCCCGCGACAAGAUGCCGCCGCACUCCGCCGCCGCCAGCGCCGCCGUCUUCAGCUCGGCGACGGCGGGCGCGGCGCUGGCGCAGCUGCAGCACCUGCUGCUGGCGGGCGGCGGCGGGCUGCUGCUGCACUCGCAGGUGCAGCGCGCGGUGGCGGCGGCGCACACGCUGCACGCGCUGCGCCGCGCCGCCUCACCGCCGCCGCCGCCGCCGCCCGGCCUGCUCACGCCGCUCACGCCGGGCCCGGGCCGCGCGCACGCCCCGCACCCCGCCCACGCCCCGCUCACGCCGCUGCACGCGCACGCGCACAAGCCGCGCGCGCUGGACCCGCAGCCCGACGACACCGCCGACCUCGAGGAGCUCGAGCACUUCGCCAAGACCUUCAAGCAGCGCCGCAUCAAGCUCGGGUUCACGCAGGGCGACGUGGGGCUCGCCAUGGGCAAGCUCUACGGGAACGACUUCUCGCAGACCACCAUCUCGCGCUUCGAGGCGCUCAACCUGAGCUUCAAGAACAUGUGCAAGCUCAAGCCGCUGCUGCAGAAGUGGCUGGAGGACGCGGACUCGUCGCUGGCGGGCGCGGGCGGCGCGGGGGCGGCGGGGGGCGCGGGGGGCGGCGCGGGGGGCGCGCUGGCCGAGGCCGUGGGGCGCCGCCGCAAGAAGCGCACGAGCAUCGAGUCGGGCGUGCGCGUGGCGCUGGAGAAGGCAUUCCUGCACAACCCCAAGCCCACGUCGGAGGAGAUCGCGGCGCUGGCGGACGCGCUCUGCAUGGAGAAGGAGGUGGUGCGCGUGUGGUUCUGCAACCGCCGCCAGAAGGAGAAGCGCAUCAACCCGCCGGGCGAGCUGGGCCCGCCGCCCCACGGCUCGCCCCACGGCCCCCCCGGCCCCCUCGGCCCCCCCGGCUCCGGCCUGCACGCGCUGCACGCGCUGCAGCCGCUGGCGCUGCUGGCCCGCGCCCCCCCGCGCGACUAGCCGCCCCCCCUCCCCCCACGUGUACAUAGAGCCUAGAGUAAGUCGUCCGACGCUGUCGAGUCUAUUUAUAUUCGAGGGCGCCCCCCCGGUCUGUAUCAUAUUGUAAGUAAGCUCGUCUCGAAUUUAUAUUAAUAGUAGUAAUAAUAAAUGAUAGUUAUAUGUCGCCGCGGCGGCGCUGUACAGAGCUCAUAUCAGUUAGUGCACGGUCUCGUGUAUGUAAGGUGGAUGUGUAGAAAAUAUCUAUAUGUUAAAUAAAUAAAACACGAUAGAGAGUA
Molecule: messenger RNA, 1831 nt
Organism: Plutella xylostella (diamondback moth)
Lineage: Eukaryota; Metazoa; Arthropoda; Insecta; Lepidoptera; Plutellidae
Product: protein nubbin
Biological process (GO): regulation of transcription by RNA polymerase II
Molecular function (GO): RNA polymerase II cis-regulatory region sequence-specific DNA binding; DNA-binding transcription factor activity, RNA polymerase II-specific
Source: RefSeq, a predicted model, not a curated record